AUGCCUUCCAACCAGGACGCCAGUAUGUAUAUGGUCCCGCCCAAGACACCUCCGGCCCUCAAUAUCCCUCCCUCGAACUCAACUGUAUCCGUCAAGAUAAUCGACAGUACAUCCUGGAUCGAAGUGCCAUUGGGAUCAUUGAUGGGCCCAGGUAUCCCGGGCCACGACAAGCUCUCGUGCCCGUCGUACUGUUUUCUCAUUGAACAUGGCCCGCUGGGCCGAAAGAUCCUGUUUGACCUCGGCACACGGAAAGAUUGGGAGAACCUGGCCCCCAGCAUUGUCAACAUCAUCAAAGACCACAAAUGGGGCCUGACGGUUGAGAAGAACGUUUCUGAAAUCUUGACUGGGGAAGGCGUCGAUCUCAAGAGCAUCGAGGCCAUCAUCUGGAGCCAUUGGCAUUACGACCAUACCGGCGACCCGAGCACGUUUCCCUCAUCGACGAAGUUGAUCGUCGGGCCGGGAUUCAAAGAUGCUCUCACGCCAGGAUAUCCGGUGAAUCAAAACAGCCAGGUGCGCGAGUCGGACUGGCAGGGACGGGAGCUGGUAGAGGUGGACUUCUCCGCCUCCGGCGACCUAACCGUGGGCGGGUUCAAAGCCUUGGACUACUUUGGCGACGGCUCUUUCUAUAUCGUCGACGCACCCGGCCACGCAAUUGGCCAUGUCUGCGGCCUCGCACGAGUGACGCCUGAUAGUUUCAUCUUCAUGGGUGGCGAUGCCUGUCACCAUGGCGGAGAGUACCGUCCCACCAAAUACUUGCCUCUCCCGAAGAAGAUUGAUCUGGAUAUGAGUUCGAGCACGAUCAAGUCGCGAGCAUUUUGUCCAGGCAGCCUGAGCGGAGCUGCUUUUUGCGAUGUCUUCAACCACCAUAAACCCGACCAGGAAGUUUACAUACUAGCCAAGAACUUCUCCCACGAUACGGACCGUGCGAAUUUGACGAUUCACUAUCUUGAAGAGUUCGAUGCCGCAGACAACGUCUUUGUGAUCAUUGCUCACGACACGUUUCUCCUUCAGAAGGAAGCCGAGAUUGACUUCUUCCCACGCGGGUCAUUGAAUGAUUGGAAAGCGAAGCGUCUGGAUGAAAAGGCAAGGUGGCUCUUUUUGAAAGAUUUCGCGGAGGCGGCUGAGAAGGGCCUGAAGCAGGAGACGGAAAUGGGUGAGGGAAUCAUACUCAAGCCUUGA
Molecule: messenger RNA, 1179 nt
Organism: Cladophialophora psammophila CBS 110553
Lineage: Eukaryota; Fungi; Ascomycota; Eurotiomycetes; Chaetothyriales; Herpotrichiellaceae
Exons: 1
Coding region: 1-1179 (392 amino acids)
Source: RefSeq, a predicted model, not a curated record